GACUGUUAUUCAGACAAUCCAGUCGGAGUCGACAAAACUCACGUAAGCCAGCAAGUCCCCAAAGAUAUCUCAGGUCAUCUCACUUGGAAAAGUCAUGUAAGACAUAUAGCCUAGAAAAGUCAUAUAAGCUAGCCCAUGCCCACAAGAUAGUCAGCCGAGUCAGCACUUCCUAUCUAGAUAAGCCAGUCAGGCUGCCUUGGCCAGCUAGUCUACAGUCUUCAGCCAGACCAGUCAAGUCACACUUUCUGUCUCAUCCACAAAACCAAAUCUUGUUAUCCAAGCCAUUAAGGCUAAGAAAAUCAGUCAAGGCACCCAGACAUCGUCAUCUUAAAAGGUCAAUAAGUAUAGGCAAGACAGUCUUGGUAGCCAAGCCUCUAUUAGCCAAGACUUGUCAAUGUUACAGGGAAAAAUGCCUUGUUUGCAAAGCUACUUCUGAGACUUUGGUCCAUAUUUCUGAGUCAAAGAAGGAAAAUGCUGGAAAUCUUUUCAGUUCAAGUAAUAUGAAGAGUUUUACCAGGUCCUUUCAGAAGGUAGAUUCCAAGAAUGAUGUAUAUGGUGAUAAUGUGACAGACAGUGAUAUAAUGACUUAUGACA
Marmota flaviventris (yellow-bellied marmot) is the source of this 594-nucleotide messenger RNA. NCBI's taxonomy places the organism in Eukaryota, Metazoa, Chordata, Mammalia, Rodentia, Sciuridae. The record is from RefSeq and is a predicted model, not a curated record.